This is a messenger RNA of Cinara cedri, 540 nucleotides long. The record is from the annotation of a GenBank genome assembly. NCBI's taxonomy places the organism in Eukaryota, Metazoa, Arthropoda, Insecta, Hemiptera, Aphididae.
AUGAAAACCGAAUAUCAUCACCAUCAUCACCCGCACCAUCAGUCCGCUAACCCGGCGACGGUGGCCGCGUUCGGCGGGACGCCCGUGGCCAUGAUGUCUGCUGCCGCCGGUGGCCAGGGGCUAAUGUCUGGGGUGGACGCGGUACGAAACGGUGGCGGCGACGGCGGCGGUACCGGAUCGCAGCAGCUGAACAUGUUGAACCAGUCGCCGGUGGUGACCAGGUCGCAGAUGAAUAGUAGCGCGGCCAUGCUGUUGAUGAAUAACACGGGCCGGACGAAUUUCACCAACAAGCAGCUGACUGAGCUGGAGAAGGAGUUCCACUUCAACCGGUACCUGACCCGGGCGAGGCGGAUCGAGAUAGCGUCCGCGCUCCAGCUGAAUGAGACCCAGGUGAAGAUAUGGUUCCAGAACAGACGGAUGAAGCAGAAGAAACGGCAGCGGGAGGGAUUGCUGCCCGUGGCGCAGCAGCACCAACAGGAAAUUCACCUGAGUGGCGCGAGCAGCACGAGCAACUCGCCGACCGCCUCGUCCAACGUGUAA